GACAGAACGGAUAGACAGGUAGAAGACAGGAAAUUGUCGACAGCCAUUGACCAGUGCUUCUUCUUGUGGGAGCCGUCCCCCACCUCAUAUACCGUGCCAAAGUCGAGGCACGAACCAUUUUGUGCGUAUCUCGAUAGAUAACCUACAUCCGUGGCCAUGGCUUCCUCGCUCACAUUCCUUGCUCGGCAUGCGCCCAAAAGGCUAUGUCUCGCCCCCUCAUCCUCCUCCGCAUUUAGAGUUUCCUCAAUCGCAGGACUGAGAUCAAUAUCUACCUCACCCGCUCUUCAUGCCACUCCUGCCUAUCGGCCUACUAGACUCAUCCCUACGGAUCCGGAAUUCGCACCGGGCGGGCCAAAAUAUCAGCCCAACAAGCCGCCAGGUUCAUACGCUGAACCCGCAGCCCUUGAAUCUGAAGUUGAACUUGGCCGCAAGGUCCGCCAUUACACAGUUAACUUCGGCCCUCAGCAUCCGGCUGCGCACGGUGUGCUCCGGUUGAUUUUGGAGCUCAAUGGAGAGGAAAUUAUUCGAGCAGACCCCCAUGUUGGAUUGCUGCAUCGCGGCACGGAAAAACUGAUCGAAUAUAAGACUUAUUUGCAAGCGCUGCCAUACUUUGAUCGAUUGGACUAUGUUUCGAUGAUGACGAACGAGCAAUGUUUUUCGUUGGCGGUGGAGAAACUACUUAACGUCGAGAUUCCAGAGCGGGCGAAAUGGAUUAGAACAUUGUUCGGGGAGAUCACCAGAGUCCUGAACCACCUCAUGUCGGUAUUAUCACACGCUAUGGACGUUGGAGCGUUAACUCCAUUCUUGUGGGGAUUCGAGGAGCGUGAGAAAUUGAUGGAAUUCUACGAACGUGUUUCGGGAGCCCGUCUACAUGCUGCAUAUGUUCGACCGGGAGGGGUUCAUCAAGAUAUCCCCCUCGGCCUCCUAGACGAUAUCUACCAGUGGGCAACUCAAUUCGGCGACCGUAUCGACGAGACCGAAGAACUGCUUACCGACAAUCGUAUUUGGAAGGCUCGAACCCAGGGCAUUGGCGUAGUCACUGCCGCAGAGGCCCUCAAUUACGGCUUCACGGGAGUCAUGCUCCGUGGCUCCGGCGUUCCAUGGGACGUCCGCAAAUCCCAACCUUACGAUGCGUACGACCAAGUAGAAUUUGACGUCCCGGUAGGUGUCAAUGGAGAUUGCUAUGACCGAUACCUUUGCCGCAUGGAGGAGUUCCGCCAAUCCCUUCGCAUCAUCCACCAAUGCUUGAAUAAGAUGCCAGCAGGCCCCGUUCGCGUGGAGGACUACAAGAUCUCUCCGCCCCCGAAAGCUGCCAUGAAGGAGAACAUGGAAGCGCUCAUCCAUCACUUCCUCCUCUUCACAAAGGGAUAUGCAGUGCCUCCUGGCGAAACGUACUCCGCUAUUGAGGCACCCAAGGGUGAGAUGGGUGUGUUCCUCGUCAGCGAUGGCAGCGAACGACCAUACCGAUGCAAGAUUCGUGCUCCCGGUUUCGCCCAUCUGUCUUGUUUCGAUCAGGUUGCUAGAGGCCAUCUGCUAGCUGACGCAGUCGCAAUCAUUGGUACCAUGGAUCUCGUGUUUGGCGAAGUAGACAGAUAAUCGGAGAAUAUCAGCAUUAACCAUGAAGAGAACCCGCCUACUUACUCAUGGACAUGUUUAAUAAUCCUCUUCCCUCUUUUUUGCAAUUCUAGUAGAAAAGGGGUGGAAGGAAAAGAGUUUUAAAAGAAAAAAAAAUAGACAAACAAAUUUCUGUAUUUUUCUCCAAAAUCCCGCCCUGCUAUACCGUUCAAUAGGUCCAUCAACCCUCCACCUUGUAAAAUCUUUUCCAAAACCCGCGGACAGACUGUUGAUUCAUUUGAUUCUACUUUCCUUUUUUCCUUCCCAUUUCCUUUUCUUUUUGCAUAUCAGACUUCCUGAUCAAGUUCUCUUUUUGCUUUUCGUCCCCUGUACCGUUAUCCUCACGGGUGUCCAUCCGCAACUAUUGUUUCCCGCUACUCCAGUGUUCCCUAUUGUUACCUUCUAUCCUCUUUUUUUUUUUUUUUUUUUUUUU
Messenger RNA from Blastomyces gilchristii SLH14081, 2047 nucleotides. RefSeq names its product NADH-ubiquinone oxidoreductase 49 kDa subunit, mitochondrial. The record is from RefSeq and is a predicted model, not a curated record. Gene Ontology annotation, biological process: mitochondrial electron transport, NADH to ubiquinone. NCBI's taxonomy places the organism in Eukaryota, Fungi, Ascomycota, Eurotiomycetes, Onygenales, Ajellomycetaceae. The transcript has 3 exons. Gene Ontology annotation, molecular function: NAD binding; quinone binding; NADH dehydrogenase (ubiquinone) activity. The coding region runs from base 157 to 1596 and encodes 479 amino acids.